Molecule: messenger RNA, 5991 nt
Organism: Patiria miniata (bat star)
Lineage: Eukaryota; Metazoa; Echinodermata; Asteroidea; Valvatida; Asterinidae
Gene: sgsm3
Product: small G protein signaling modulator 3 homolog
Exons: 23
Coding region: 155-2608 (817 amino acids)
Molecular function (GO): protein binding
Source: RefSeq, a predicted model, not a curated record
GUACGUGUGUGGUGAAUGCGUACGCACCACUACGCGUUAAAUUUGUUGCACAUUGAAUGACGAUUCCGAAUGGCGAUAACAUCCCGUCAGAACAGGCUUCGUCGUCCAACCCUCUUUAUCCGUGUUUACCGACUGAUUUUGCGGGCUAAAGGUGAUGGACAUAAGGUCUAUGUUCGGGGGCCGUUCGACCGAAGGCUACACGGGUGGCCAUGUGCACGCUGAGACCCUAUCUGAAGACGAGGAUGACGAGAUGUGUUCACGUUUGAGUCGUCAGCGACGGGGGUCAGGGGGCUUUACCCCCACCCCGGGGGGACCCUUCUCUGCGCUCUGCCCCUCCAUGUGGCCGCAGGACAUACUGGCAAAUCUUGCCCAGACUGAAGAUUCCGGAGCCCAGAUGGAUUUUCGAUAUGAUGAGUUUGGUUUCAGAGUGGAUGAAGAAGACGGAGCAGAGCCCAACUCAAGUAAGCUACUGAGUCAACCCUUCAUUGAGGACCCUCAGCAUCGCUUGAAGUGGACGGCCUACUUUGAAUUUGCCCACAAUCAGGACGUAGGCAAUCUCACAUGGGAUAAGCUUGAAAGCAGACUACCCCACACGGAGAAGUUGCGUCACCUGGUGCGCGAGGGGAUCCCCCACAGUAUGCGCCCCAACCUGUGGAUGAGACUGUCUGGUGCCCAGCAGAAGAAAGAGAACAGCGAAACGUCUUACAAGGAAAUUAUCAAAGCCAGCACAAACGAUCACUCGCUGACUGCCAAACAGAUUGAAAAGGAUCUUCUACGCACUAUGCCCAGCAAUGCCUGUUUCUCUUCCAGUAAGAGCACCGGUGUGUCCCGCCUGCGGCGCGUUCUGCGAGGCAUAGCCUGGCUCUACCCAGACAUCGGCUACUGCCAAGGAACAGGAGUGAUCGUAGCAUCGUUGCUGCUUUUUAUGGAGGAGGAAGAAGCAUUCUGGAUCAUGUGCGCAAUCAUUGAGGAUCUGGUGCCGGCCUCUUACUACUCCAGCACACUGCUCGGUGUACAGGCUGACCAGAGAGUGUUGCGUCAGCUGAUGGUCAGUUUCCUUCCAGAGUUAGAUCAGCAGCUGAAGAGCCAUGAUAUAGAGCUAUCCCUGAUCACCCUUCACUGGUUCCUGACGGUGUUCGCCAGCGUGGUUCACAUCAGGGUGCUGCUACGUAUCUGGGACAUGUUCUUCUACGAGGGCUCCAUCAUUCUCUUCCAAGUCACCCUGGCCAUGUUUAAACUAAAGGACGAGGACCUUCUGAAGCUGGAGAACUCUGCUCAGAUUUUCAACGCUCUCUCAGACCUACCUGGAGAAAUGGAAGAUGUGGACAAGCUGAUAGAGCUAGCGGAAGCCAUAUCGAUAGCCAUACCCUGGUGUAUGCACACAGCUUGCCUGCUGUGUGGGGUGGGUAUGAAGCACUCGGCCUCGCUGACGGACAUCAUCGUAGACACCCACCGGCGUAAGCACCUGGCCUACUUGAUGGCCGAGCAAGGGGCCAUCGUCAAUCCGGAAAAUACCGGCAACCUACCAAAACAGCACAUACACAAACGCCAGCUACACAGGAAAAAGUCGUUUAUGGGAAGCCUUUUUGGCUUGAAUGAGAGCGAGGACCUUAAAGCCAAGAACAUCCGGCAGACGGAGUUGGUCUCAGACCUGCGCGAAUCCAUCCUCCAGAUUGGCAGACACUUCCAGUCAAUCGAUCCAAAAAAUGCCAAAAUUUCCCUGGUACCAGACUACUCGUUGGAGAGCCAUCAGAAGGACCACGAGCAGUUUGUGGACGUGACCAGGAACAGGAGACGGAGGGCCAAGGCCUUGCUGGACUUUGAGAGGCACGACGACGACGAGCUAGGCUUCCGCAAGAAUGACAUCAUCACGAUAAUAUCUCAGAAGGAUGAACACUGCUGGGUUGGUGAACUGAAUGGCCUCAGAGGUUGGUUUCCUGCCAAGUUUGUAGAGCUUCUGGAUGAGCGGAGCAAACAGUACACAAGCGCCGGCGACGACUCGGUCACAGAGACCAUCACGGACCUUGUCAGGGGAACGCUAUGUCCGACGCUGAAGUGUCUGUUUGAGCAUGGCUUGAAGCAGCCCUCGGUACUCGGGGGACCCUGCCAUCCAUGGCUCUUCAUUGAAGAGGCAAGUUGCAAAGAAGUCGAGAAGGAUUUUGAAUCGGUCUACUCCCGCCUGGUCCUGUGCAAGACCUAUCGCCUGGACGAGGACGGCAAGGUGCUGACCCCCGAGGAGCUGCUGUACAGAUCGGUCCAGUCGGUCAAUCUGACCCACGACUCGGCCCACGCUCAGAUGGACGUCAAGCUACGCUCGCUCAUCUGCCAGGGGCUCAACGAGCAAGUCCUACACCUGUGGCUGGAGUGUCUGUGCUCGUGCGAGAAGAUCAUAGAGAAGUGGUACUACCCCUGGUCCUUCCUGCGCAGUCCUGGCUGGGUCCAGAUCAAGUGCGAGUUGCGCAUCCUGUCGCGAUUCGCGUUCAACCUCUCCCAGGACUGGGAGAUCCCGCUCAAGAAGGGUGUCCAAAAAAUCGGGAGACCAGCAACCUUAAAAGACAGCGUCCAAGACAUGUUGAUUAAGCACCACCUCUUCAGCUGGGACCUUUGACCUGUACGACCCACAACCUUUGACCUCUUCACCUCUGCCAUUCCAUGCAGUACUGUGUAGCAUGUUGAUAGCAAGUCACACAGACUCUUUUUGUCUAUUCAUAUUUUGAAAUCCUAAUGAAUAUUGAAAUCCUUAUGAAUAUUGAAAUCCUAAUGAAUAUUGAAAUCCUAAUGAAUAUUGAAAUCCUUAUGAAUAUUGAUAUCCUUAGGAAUACUGAUAAAGCUUUGGCCUUUGACCCGGCCCCCUGCAAUGCCACACAGUACUGUGGUCAGUGUCACUCAGUUCAUGAUGGGGAAUCCUCAUGCAUAUUCAUUAACUUUGGAAUGUUGUGGAUUUUUUUUAGUUGUUCCAAAGAAGAGUUGUUGAAGUCACCUUUAUUUUGUACCUAUUUAAACAGAUAAAACUAGAGAAGUUACAAGAAAGAUAUCAGAGAAAGAAAAAGGCUGCUUUUUUUGCAACGUUUGUCUUCGCUUAUUGUAUAUAACUGUAUAUUAAAUAGGACUACAUGGUAUUGAAUUCACGGGGGAUUAAAAAUUCAGUAUUCUUGCACUUGCAUUUCCUUUUUAAAGUGAAUUCACAUUUCCAAAACAAAUUCCACCAGAAUAUGUAUAUUCUUUUUCGACAUAAGCUGAACCUUGACAAAAAUGAAAUAUUUAUUUGAAGUUAAUGCAAGGUUGGAGAAUAUGUGUGAAUUUAGUCGCUCUAGACUAGUGAAAAGAAAAUAACUCUUCUGAGAAAUAUUGCAAUAUGUAUUCCUUAAUAAAGCGGAACAGUUCCUUCCAUUGUAAAUAUUGUAAAAAAAUAAAUAGUAGAUAUUUAAUAUGGCUUGCUAUGUAUGUGUGCAAAUAGCACACGUGUGUACGAUUGUGUCCAUAUAGAAGGGUGUUAAUGCUGAUUGGCUGCUAAUCUAUGAAAAUUCAUUUGUGUGAAUACUAGAGGGGGCGGUCCAUUGCAUGUAAAUGUAUAAUAUUUGCAUGCAAUGGACCGCCCACUUUAAGGCAUCGAAGUACAUGUAGGAGCUUUAAAUUUAAAUAUUGAGCAUGACUAUGAAAAAAAUACGGGGCUUUUGACUUGACAUGCUGGUGUGACCUGUAGUUUGACCUCUUGUUGCUAAGGAAGGUGAUGCUUCCAGGUCAGGUCAGGUCAGGUCAUCUUCCAUUUGCAGUUUAUGUAUACAUGUAUUCAUGAAGAUGAUAAAUAACAUCACCUUGCUUAAUACAAUUUAUAAAAUUGAAGAAUAAAGUCAGUAUAAAUGUAACUACAUGUAUUCCAAAAAAAAAAUUUAAUAGCUACAAAGAUGGAAAAACAGUAUGCUUAUGAAAUAAGUGGACACGAAAGAGUUCAUAUAGACAGGUAGAACAUUACUUUUGGUUUUAAAGGCGUACAUGCAUGUGUGAAGGCUAUUUGAUCUUGGAUAGUGAUCUUUAUAAAGACAGUUUUGUUGACAUGGACUUGUCUAUUUGUUUUUUUUUUUAGAUAUGACCUUUGUUUCUUGUUUUAUGGCAGGUCAGUUGUAAGAAUGACCCCAAACCUAUGUUAACUAUGGCUUUAUCUAGGAAAAAAACAAGGAAUUUCAGUUAAAAGACCAGCAUAAACAGCUUGGUAAAUCGAGUUAACACUUCAUAAGUAGCGUCGGACUUGAGCUCAAGUUAAAUUGUGGACCAUGAAUGACAACUUCAAAAGGAACUUUUUGUUGUCUAAAAUUGCAAAGUUACUUUGCUAAAUGUUUUUGCUUUGCAUUUUUUUUUUUUUUUUUUUACAAAUUAGCGUUUCAAGAAUUGUUUUUCUUCGUAGAUGUGAUCAGCUGCGCUCUUUGAGGUUCUUCAAGUAUGAUGGCUUUGUAUUCCGUGUUCCUCAUUUGGUUUGUGUUUACUGGUUUCAGGGAAAAACCUUUCGGUAAUAUCAGUAAAUUCACACAAAAAUGUGUAUUCACUUUAUAAUAAUUUGAUAAUGAAGUGCAGUAUAAUUUGAUGCUUAUGGUGGCUGCAAUUUAACUAAAAUAUAUUGUCAAGUACGUAUUGUUGAUUGUACUUAAUGAUUUUAGAGUGUUUAAUUCAUGUUGUGAUGUGCAAUGAUAAAUAAUGAUUUUGGUCCGUAGAAAAUUUACAUGGAUGAUUUAUGUAACUACUGCCAAGCUGUGUAUACAUGUAAUUUGAUGAGUGAUGUUAUUCUUUAAGAUUAUUUGCUUAUGAUGUUUUGAAUGGUACACAAAUGCAUAUAUGCAUAGCUGUAGAAAGAGUCAUCAGAUUGGUUGAUGCUGGUCACGUGAUCAGGCUGCCGAGAUAAGUCCUCCAUGCUGAUUGGUUGACUGUUGUGAUGCAAAGCCACUCUGCCACGCCCACUAUGUGUAGUAGUAUUUUUCAAUGACUUCAAAUGGUGGUAUUGGAUGCUUCAUAAUUUCUCUUUCACUGCUUAGGCUUUCCUUCAAAGAGAAAACCACUAGGUUUUGGCCUAAUUUUCUGUACAUGUGUUUUGUUUGUUCCAUACCACUGAGGUUUUCAGCUAUUCCAGUAGGCCUACGUUUUUCAUUUGGGGCGUCUUCUCAAAAUCUUGUGUUCAGAUAAAAGAAUUGCAUCUAAAUCUUGAGAUUCAGAGGAAUGUAUUCAAAAUUUUACAUCAGUAAUUUUGAAAAUGUGCCAAUUUUCAGAACAAAAUGCAUUAAAUACACUGGACGUAAUUUUAAGUAAAUCCGUCUCGCUGCUAAAAAAAAAAAUUGUACAUUCUGAACUAUUGUCGACAUUGUACAGACGUUGUACAUACGUAUAAGAACUCUUCAGUUUUAUUUUGUAUUUUAAAAAUAACCUUUAGAGCGUGUACACAUCUCUUUUGUUUUGUCAUGUAUUUGAACACAUUUCUGACUUGUUUUUUUUAUGGUAGGUGUUUGUGGACAUGAAACCUGACUUUGUUCAGAUGAAAGCCUUAAUUUCCACCUCAAAUUCUCACUCAAGCAGAAAUGCCGACGGACUAAAAGGUCCAUGUAAAGUGAAGAAUUUUGCCAUUUUUUUUUAAAGAGAGGGAGUCUUUUUCAAAAGACAAUUUGACAUUGACCAAAUUUUAGAAUUCAUUACCCUAGCCAGUAGCAACCCUCUCUCUGAAUUUUUUAGUUUCUGAGCUUGCUUUUAGCUAGAUCUACAGUUUGUGUACAUGCUGCCUGAAAAAAUACAAUGAAAUAGGAGCUUGAGAAAAGAAAUGCAUCCCCUUCAUUGCAUGUGCACAUUGCAUGUAUUCAUUGUUUUAUUGAGCACUUAGUGCGCAUUGAAUGAACAGUAGUGAAAACAUACAUCAAUUAGAUACAUGCAAAGUGUAAGGAGUAAGAAGAUGAAAAAUUGAAUACAAGUAUGGCAUGCAUGUGCUGCACAAUAAAAGAAGAAAACUUGAAUAAA